Messenger RNA from Sipha flava (yellow sugarcane aphid), 2244 nucleotides. RefSeq names its product poly(U)-binding-splicing factor half pint (gene hfp). Gene Ontology annotation, biological process: mRNA splice site recognition; regulation of alternative mRNA splicing, via spliceosome; alternative mRNA splicing, via spliceosome. The transcript is spliced from 11 exons. Lineage: Eukaryota; Metazoa; Arthropoda; Insecta; Hemiptera; Aphididae. Gene Ontology annotation, cellular component: catalytic step 2 spliceosome; precatalytic spliceosome. The record is from RefSeq and is a predicted model, not a curated record. Gene Ontology annotation, molecular function: RNA binding. Bases 276 to 2087 code for a protein of 603 amino acids.
UAAUCAUUUCUUUCAAUUUCGAACUCUAUUCAAAAGAUUUUUUCACAAUUUUAAAUUAUUCCUUAUGGCUCAGUGAUUCAUGCUAUUGUGUAAUCUUCAUUUUAUCGUCGGUUUAGUGUAUAUAUAUAAACGUUUUAUAUUCAUAAGAAUUACUCUAAAUUUUCAUGUUAUAUUUCUUUCAUAAUUACACUUCUAUAGAGGUGUAGUACCAUUUAAUUAUUACUAAAUAAUUGUGUUUCAUUCUAGUUAGAUUUUAUUAUUAUUUGCAACUAAAUAUGAUGAACGGAAGUGUUGGUUUUCAACAACAACCAUUUAUCAAUACUCUGCCAACAACUAAUUCUAACAACUAUCAAACAGCAUCUACCAUAGAUCCAGCCAUAUCAAAUGGUACAGAAGGUGAACCAGAAGCUAAAAUACCCAGACAUGAAGUCAAUGGCAAUGCAUCAUUCACUACAGCUCCAUAUGAUUUCAAUCAAGUUGGGACAUUAAUAUCAGGUCCUGGUUCUAGACUUGGUAUUUUAGGUGCUCUUGCUGCUCCUUUAAUCAAAUUAAGCACUGAACAAAAUGAAGCUGUGGCCAAAGCAAAAAAGUAUGCCAUGGAACAAAGUAUUAAAAUGGUGUUAAUGAAACAAACUUUAGCUCACCAACAACAACAAGCUAAGUCUUUUCAUCGUCACCAGGCUUUGAUUCUAAUGUGCAGAGUUUAUGUUGGAAGUAUUAGUUUUGAACUUAAAGAAGACUCAAUUAAACAAGCAUUCUCACCGUUUGGUUGUAUUAAAUCCAUUAACAUGUCUUGGGAUCCUAUCACCCAAAAGCAUAAAGGUUUUGCAUUUGUAGAAUAUGAAAUACCAGAAGCUGCUCAACUUGCACUUGAACAAAUGAAUGGAGUAAUGCUUGGUGGUCGUAAUAUUAAAGUUGUUGGACGUCCUAGUAACAUGCCUCAAGCUCAAUCUGUAAUUGAUGAGAUCCAGGAAGAAGCUAAACAAUAUAAUCGUAUUUAUGUAGCAUCUAUUCAUCCAGAUUUAACUGAAGAUGAUAUUAAAAGUGUAUUUGAAGCAUUUGGUCCCAUUCGCACCUGUAAACUUGCACAAGGCAGUACUCCUAAUAGACAUCGAGGUUAUGGUUUCAUCGAAUAUGAAGGUCGUCAAGCAGCAAUUGAAGCAAUAUCUUCAAUGAAUCUCUUUGAUCUUGGUGGCCAGUAUUUGAGAGUUGGACGUGCUAUUACUCCUCCAAAUGCUCUUCAUGGACCUGCAGCUUCCAGUCAUAUGCCUACUGCUGCUGCUGUUGCUGCAGCUGCAGCUACAGCAAAAAUUCAAGCAAUGGACGCAGUUGCUACUAAUGCAGUAUUAGGAUUAAGUAAAUUAAGUUCUCAAUUAGGUGGUCAAACAUCUGUUUUACCUGGUUUACAACAAUUACCCACCACAUUGGGUAUCACUCCUUCUGUUCCAGCUUCUACUAUACCACCACCAGGAAUUGCAAUACCACAACAGAUAAGAACACCAGUACCAAUAUUGCCUGUAACUACGGGAUUGAGUCCAGUUAUUCAACAAUCUAUACCUCCACCAACACUUAUCAAUCCCACGCAAUUAGCAGCACCUGUUGUUCCUACAGUAACUGUAGAUGCACAAAAAAGAGCAGAUCAACAAAAAAAACAAGAAGAAUUACAGAAAAAAUUAUUAGAGGAGACUGAACCUCAAACAUUACAACAGCAAGAAAAUAUGUCUAUUAAAGGACAAAGUGCUAGACAUCUUGUUAUGCAAAAGUUAAUGCGAAAAACUGAGAGUCGGGUUGUUAUACUAAGAAAUAUGGUUGGCGUUGAAGAUGUUGAUGAUAGUUUACAAGAAGAAAUUCAAGAUGAGUGUAGCAAAUUUGGUGUUGUAGAACGUGUUAUUAUUUAUAAAGAAAAACAAUCUGAUAGUGUAGAUGAUGACUCUGACACAAUUGUAAAAAUAUUUGUUGAGUUUACUCAAAUGUCAGAAGCUGAACGUGCACGAGAUUCUUUAAAUGGUCGAUUUUUUGGUGGUCGUUUAGUCAAGUCUGAACUUUAUGACCAAGCUUUAUUUGAUCAUAGUGACUUUUCUGGUUGAUUUUAGUUCUAAUAUUACAUGCCCAUUAUUAUAAUUAUUAUUAUUAUACUUGUAUAUUAUUUUAUUUUACUAUUUAGUUAUUCUAAUAUUUCUCAGAAUAUACUUUAUAACUAAUUGUGUACGACAUUCUGUAAAUAAAAUAUUUUUUUCUCCUUUA